AGCUGAGCACGGGCGUGGUUUACGUUCCAACAGGUUCGCGUUCACGCGCGGAAAUUCGCGCAGCUCGAGGGAAGGGAAGAGGAGCUCGCGCGCUCCCGGUUUGUCACCUGGUCGCUUCGGGAAGCGCCGAAAUGUUGAGUUUGGGAGGCGGAGGAGCGAAAAGCGCCAAGCCGUCGUUCGUGUCUUAUGUUACGCCCGAGGAAAUAAAACCUGAGAAAGAAUCACAAAAGAAGGAGAAGCAUCCUGACUUGCUACCAGGGGAAGUCGUGUUCUGCAGUGCAAGCCCUGUUCUCAGACACACACAGGAUGACGUCUCUCAGCGGGGAAUCUUCGGCACGCUCCUCUGCACUAACUUUCGUGUCUCUUUUAUCAGUGAUGAGACACCGCUGGAGGAGACGACCCAACACUUCAGGAAUAAGCUCUAUGGAGAAAAUGACAUUCCACUAAUGUGUGUGGACCAUGUCUAUGGAGUUUACGACGAGAAGAAAAAGUUGAUAACUGGAGGCAUUCAGGCAAAUAAAUAUCCAUCAAAAAUGAUCAUUCACUGUAAAGACCUGCGUGUCUUCCAGUUCUGCUUAACCUAUACCAAAGAAGAGGAUGCCAAAAAGAUCUUUCGGGGUAUUGUUCACCACUGCCUGGAGCCAAAGUCUCUGAAAUGUGUCUUUGCUUUUUCUUAUGCUCAUGCAACAAGUUCAAGUGUGAAAUUUCAUCUUACAGGAAAACAGACAGCACAGAAGACUGUUAUGUUCGAUUCACAAGAUGACUGGACGCAAGAAAUGAAAAGGACCAAAGGAAACUGUAGAAUAGUCACUAGAAAUGAGAACUUUGAAAUUUCCACAAAAUUACCAAAGUACUUCAUCAUUCCAGCAGCUGUCACUGAUGAGGAUUUAGAUAAAUUCCCAGGAACUGGGUUACCAAUUUGGUGCUGGUCCCACCAUAGUGGCUGUGCUUUAUUUAAGUCCUCCUCUGUGCCCAUAAGUCAGGAAGAUGGGGUUUUACAGACCUACAUAGAGAGAAUGCUUCAGGCUGUGGCUCAAAACCACCUUUAUUCUGUUAAAACAGAGGAUCUGUCUGAAACACUCCCCACCAUUCAGGACAUUCAGCAGUCUUACACAAAGUUCAAGCAGUUUUUUCUCAUUGAUAAUUCAACUGAUUUUUGGGUAUCAGAUGUCAAGUGGUUCUCCUCUCUUGAAAGCUCAGGCUGGCUAGACAUUAUAAGACAGUGUCUCCAGAAAGCAGUGGAAGUGGUAGAGUGCCUUGAAAAGGAAAAUACCAAUGUCCUAAUAAUGGACGAGGAAGGUACAGACCUGUGCUGCGUUAUCUCCAGCCUGGUUCAGAUCAUGCUGGAUCCUCACUACAGGACACUGAUAGGUUUUCAGGGCCUGGUGCAGAAAGAGUGGGUGGCUGGCUGCCAUGCUUUCCUCGAUCGAUGUAAUCACCUUCAUCAGAAGGACAAGGAGUGUCAGUCCCCAGUCUUCCUGCUCUUCCUGGAGUGUGUGUGGCAGCUAGUUCAACAACACGGCACAGCCUUCCAGUUUUCCGAGACCUAUUUGACCGUUCUGUCCGACAGCGUCCAUGUGCCAGUCUUCAGCACUUUCCUGUUUAAUUCUGCCCAUCAGAGGGAAAGCACAAUGACGGCCGAGUCACAGUACUCACAAAGAGGUCCAUUGACCUGCCCUGCAGUGUGGGACUGGUUGGUGCAGUUUGACUGCAAGGCCCAGCAGCUCUUCCUUAACCCUCUGUAUAGCGAGAAGCUCAAGCAAGAGAAAACUUUACGCAAAGGUCCUCGGGGAAAGCAGCACCAACGGCAGAUGUCCUUGCCCAGCUCUGCAUUUAAAACACCUCCCAAGAAGGGUUUCUUCAAAGAUGAGGCAGACAGUCUGAAGAAGCUGCUUCGUGUAAAGCGCCUCAGCCGCUGGAUGGCGUCACCUGAAAGCCCGGUGGCAGGGCCCACUAGCGAGUUCUAUGAGGCUUGGCAGCGUCGCCCGCCAGAUCCUUAUGGCCUGCUGCUGCCGUGUCUGUCUAGACCAGCCAUACAUCUGUGGAAGCAGCGCUGUCUCCGCUGGAUCCCUGACAGUCAGAUCGUGGGUGGAGGCUCUGUGGCUCUCACAAGCAAGCUUGCCGAGCUCCUGGACCAAGUGCAGGAGCUCCGGAGUGAUCUAGAGCACAGGGCAUGCUGGGAUAUUCAGGCUAUAAGCCCCCGGCUGCAGCCAAGGCCAAUAGCGUUGACACGAGCCUCUGUGCGUCUGUCAUCCUCCUUCCCCUUUGCUUCUGGUCGGAGCUGGUGCUCCAAGCCUGCCAUUCCCACAAGCCUUCUACAUAAUCUGAUGGUGAGCGAUAAGCUAGCGAGCCAAGAUGAUGAAAGCAGUGAAGUCAUAAGCUUUGUUUAGGCCUAGGAGACCUAUUUAGAGUGACAUGGGUCACUGCUUUGGAGUGACUUACAUGUGUAUUUAAGGUGUGUCUGCGUAUUUAUGUAUACAGUCCCAGUCAAAGGAUUUGACACUCCUUAUUAAAUGAAUCAUGAAAAAUCAACCAGCCAAAAUGACCAAACUCUCAUCAAGGCAAGAAUUCAAAAAUCUAAAAAGGAAAAAAAUAAGCCUUUACACUGUCUCAUUGUUUAAUGCAAUACAAUAUUCAGACAAAGUCAAUGGGCCUCAGUUAUCAGCCUGGACAUGAAUAAAUUUAUGCGUAAAUCAUCACAAGAGUACUGAAACAAGAAAUAUAAUCAAAAAUCCAGUUUGGAAAAAUGUUUGCAUCCUACGAGAGCAUCUGAGUUUGUGUAAAUUUCCACGCACUAAUGUGAACGCACUAAUGUGAACUUUGAUUGAUCGGCUUCAAAUUGGAGAAGUUUAUAUAAGGAUUACACUGUCAAGCUUAUUUAUUUAAUUUACACACAUAUUAAAGAAGAUUUCGUGGCACUGCGAAAGACCAAAAAAAAAAAUCCAAAAGAAAUACCUAAAUUAUGACCGAUAAAAGAAAUGUCACUCGUAAAAGGAGGAAAUGUUAGUGUUUAUUAUGGCUAAUGCACUGAAUUACAGAACAAUUUAACACAUGCUGUGAUCAGGAGGCACUCUUUUGUUACCAUUUCUCAUCUUCCGCUCUGAGAGUUUAGCCAUUUGUGGGGGUCACUAAACGCAAAUCAGCUGUGCCAUGAAUGUGCUUUGUCAUUUACAGGUGAUCUAACCCAAAUGGACCGCUGACCGUUUAUCAAUACAAGCGCAUGAGUAUGAAGAAAAUCUGUGUUACUGAAACAUUUGUAAAUCGCUUUGUUUGGCCUAUGAUAAUAUUUACGCACAACUUUACUAAAAGGUUCGUUAAUGAGAUCUAUUGUUUAAAUUGUAAGGGCAGGGUCUAGAUCGAAGUAUUUAUAACCCCAAGUCCAAAAAAGUUGGGGCACUGUGUAAAACGUAAAUAAAAACAGAAUGCAAUGAUUUGCAAAUCUCAUAAACCCAUAUGUUCUUCACAAUAGAACAUAGAAAACACAUCAAAUGUUUAAACUGAUCAAAUGUACCAUUUUAUCACGGGCAUGUAAUAUUGAUUUUCACUUUCGUCCCUUGCACAGAGAUUUCUCCUGAUUCUCGGAAUCUUUUGAUGAUAUUAUGUAUUGUAGAUGAUGAGAUAUUUAUGUCUUCGCAAUAUUACAUUGAGGAACAUUAUUCUGAAAUUUUUUCCACAAAUUGUAGAUGCAGUUUUUCGCAGAUUGGUGAACCUCUGCCCAUCUUUAAUUCUGAAAGACUCUGCCUCUCUAAGAUACUCUUUUUAUACCCAGUCAAUUUACUGAUCUGUUGGCAAUUAACUUCCAGCUGUUUCUUUGUAGUAACACUUACUUUUCCAGCCUUUUGUUGCCCCCGUUCCAAAUUUUUUGAGACGUGUUGCGGCCAUCAAAUUCAAAAUUACCUUAUUUUUUCUUAAAACGGUAUGUUUACUCAGUUUAAACAUUUGAUAUGUUUUCUAUGUUCUAUUGUGAAUAACAUAUGGGUUUAUGAGAUUUUCCAAUCAUUGCAUUCUGUUAUUAUUUACAUUUUACACAGCGUCCCAACUUUUUUGGAAUCGGGGUUGUAAAAUAUAAGAAACUUUAACAAUUUUUGGUCACUGCCAAAAAUCUCUAUAUGGUAUUUAAUAGUUUGGUUUUCUAUUAUCAUAGAAAGUGGAAAAUGGUUAAAAUGAAUAAACCCUUACUGUAAAUAGGUGUCAGACUUUGGACUAGUAUCUGUGUUUUUCUGGGACUUAAGGUCUUAAGCUUGGUUUAAGAGCAGAUCUUUGAACAGUGAAGUAACUCAAAGUGAUCUGAGUGAUAAAGCAGGGAUAAAGCCUUGUUCACACUGUAGGUGGACCCUACUGUAUCAAAACCCUGACUUGAGCCAUAAGAACUAUACUUUUAUAUAAGCAUAUAUGCAAGCGCUAAAUCAGGAAUGCAGUGUGUUUAUUUUGUACAUGCAAUAUGUUGCUUAGGCAUUUAUUUACAAGGUUGUACAGACCAGUAUGGAUUGGACCAGUUGGUUCUAACAUCAGAGGCGUGUGGAUAGUUAUAUGGCUUGUCAGUGAUGUAUAAGGGUUUUUGUUUUUUCACUAAAUCCUUAAUAAAUAAAUAGCACUUUUCUAGUAUGACUGCAAAUGUCCAAUUAAAAAAAAACAAACAUUUGGGGCAUAUUGAAAGGAUUAGUUCAUUGAUUCAUAUGACUAGUGGAGUUUGAGGAAAAUCAGAACUUAAACUGUCUAGAGCACAUUCAUUUAGAUUAUCAAUCCAUGUGUUCAAGCAAAAAA
Molecule: messenger RNA, 4764 nt
Organism: Ictalurus furcatus (blue catfish)
Lineage: Eukaryota; Metazoa; Chordata; Actinopteri; Siluriformes; Ictaluridae
Gene: mtmr12
Product: myotubularin related protein 12
Exons: 16
Coding region: 132-2390 (752 amino acids)
Source: RefSeq, a predicted model, not a curated record